Schistosoma margrebowiei is the source of this 6872-nucleotide messenger RNA. NCBI's taxonomy places the organism in Eukaryota, Metazoa, Platyhelminthes, Trematoda, Strigeidida, Schistosomatidae. The record is from the annotation of a GenBank genome assembly.
GUUUUCAGAUAUGCAACCCAUAAACAAUAUUGUUAGUGAACACAUAUCUACCGGUUCCUCAUGUUAUAAACUUGAUCCUUUGCCAGAUUUCCAUACCAAAGAAAUAUCAAUAAAACGUAGUCCAGAUCCAUAUCCAAACGAAUUCUGCAGUCUCAAUCCACAACAUGAUGACGACUUAUACAAAUCUGUACGUUCUCUGGAUGAGCUUGAGAAAAGUUCUAUUCAUUCUCCUGAAGAAACUUUACUCCUUACAAAUGUCAAUGGCUUUUGGAAACAAGAAAAUAUCAAGUGGUCAUCAAAUAGUCCUAAAUUUUCACCUCCAACGAGUCCAUCGUUUUCCUACCGAUCUAUUUCUUCAGAUUGUCUUAGCGACGAACCUGAACACAAACCUCAACCUUUCCUACGUUCUCGCCAUGACAGCAGCUCUGAAGAAGUAAACAGAGCUGACGAAGUGAAAGAAGAUAUAAAGUCUGUCAGACUCACUUUUAUGCGGCAUAUGCAGUUUCCCACUAAAAUUCGCAGUCAGUGGAAGCAAAAUUUCAACAAAUCUCACAUUGUCAGAAGCAGUCUAACUUCUACAGCACGUAAGAAAGCCUUACUAGCUAAAGCAGUCAGUCGCAAGAUGAUAUAUUCACAGUUAUCUAAAUCCACCUCUGUCCAACUAAAUCAAGAACCUUGGCAAGUUGGAGAGCUAGUUUGGGCUCGUCCUAAUUGGCCCGAAAACUUACCUUGGUGGCCAGCCAUAGUAACUGAAAAACCGAAAAAGUACCAAGCCAAGGGCUUUGGUUUGAAGUCUACAAACGAUGAAACAGUGCCUACAUUUCGAGUUUGCCUCUUGGGUAUUAUUCGACCGUUGUCUUUUCUAACACUCCCACAAACUCGUUUACGAUUAUUUUCUGGUCGAGAAGAAUUCGAAUCGUUUCUCCGUCAAACUGUUUUAGAAGCAAAAGAUAAAGUUCGGGCAUUACGUCAAUUUACUGUUCACCCAAGUUUACAGUCAGCUUGGCAUCGUGCUAGAGAGGCUGCAGUGGCAGCUAAAUUGACUAAACCAGCGCCAACUGACCGAUUAGCACUGUUUCCAUGGGCAACCGAGCCUUCAUUUCGUAAACUGGAUCCACUUUCAGAAUUUGUUAGAAAAAAUACCGGAAAGUUCACCUUAUACUCUAAAUCACGUAAACGUCCAUACCGAGAUGAGGCCAGUGAAGGUGGGUCAUUUUUGUCGUCAUCAUCAGAUGACUCAGCCACCUCUGUAGCAUCUGACAGUGAUAUAGAUUCUAAAGGAAAGCAUCAUCGUCCCAGUUCGUAUAUUUCUUCUUCUACAUCAACUAGUUCCAUAGGUCAUAGAAAACGGUUGAAAUUAUCAAAUGAUAGUUCAAAGAAUGAAAAAACUGGUCAACGUUGGAUAGAUUUAGCGAAUAGUUUUGAAUUUGAAAAAUUGCGUUUUGGUCAUACAACACCAAAACAUCAUUUUAUGUGUAGUGUUUGCGGUGAGUUCAAUAAUAACACCUCAGUAACAACAACCAACAGUCAUUCAACAGUAAACACUGCACAACCAAUUUUAUCCGAUGUAGCACAUACAACACAGUUAGAUUUACAGAAAAAUUGUAAUCAAGUAUCACAGCAACAUCUUGAUAAAUUAGAUAGUGUAAUUAUGCCAUGUGUUGGUUAUUGUGGAAAUUAUUUACAUUUAAAUUGUGCUCCAUAUAUAUUUUAUAGAAGUAUAAAACAAAAAAUCCCCGAUCAUAAUGGUACAGAUGAUAGUAAUCAUCAAGUAAUAACAACAAUGAAUAAUAAUAUGAGAGAUAUUAAAUGUUCAAUGACAAAAGAUCUAACAGUAACAUCUGUAAUAAAUAAUGAUUCACUACAACCUAACCCAGUUUGUAAUCUCUGUUUAGCUGGAUUAAGACAGUGUUUUAUUUGCUAUCUUACCCAUCCAGAUCCUCAUCUAUUAACACUUCAAGGAUCCAGUUGUUCAGAAACUCCUUCUGUGGAUCAUGCAAUUUCAGAUUCAUCUGUUGUUGAUAAAAAUAUCUCUGAAGUAAAUAUAAAAAUUGAAGAUGGUGUUACUGAUAAUAAUUCACAUCAGAAAGAUAUCCAAUUAAUAUCAGAACCAAGUAAAUCUGAAUUACCUCGAAGUGGUGAUCAAAUGAUACGUUGUUCAGUACGAGCUUGUCGACGAUGGUAUCACCCUAGUUGUCUUCGUAAACCACCUUUUGCUGUUGUAGUCCGAGAAGGACGUUCUGGCUCAUUCACUUGUCCUGCACAUACUUGCUUAGCUUGUUCAGCUGAAACACCUGGCACUAUGCCACGACCUUCUCCUCAUUUCAUUCGUUGUGUUAUGUGUCCUGCUGCUUAUCAUCCAGGAGACUGGUGUUUACCAGCUGGCAGUAAAGAAAUUGCUCCUAAUUUAAUAAUCUGUCCACGGCAUGCAUUACAAGAUGAAUGCAAAUUGUAUACUUCACCUCCGAAUAUCCAACUUAAAUUACCAUCAUCAGGGCUGUUGAAUAUGUUUCGACCAACUAACGUAUCGUGGUGCUUUAUCUGUUCUAAAGGUGGACGUAUUAUUUGUUGUGAAAAUUGUCCAGCUUCAUUUCAUGAAGAAUGUCUUAAAAUUGACGAGGUCCCUGAUAAAUUUAUCUGUGAAGACUGUACAAAUGGGCGCAUGUUACGUUACGGCGAGAUUGUAUGGGCUCGUUUACCACCAAGUUUGCAGCUCUAUCAUCAGCGCUCUUUAAAAUUGUCUGGUGCAUAUAAUUCACAUCGUCUAUCUCCGUUUAAUUUGUCAGGAACAAUCCGUCCUAAUGAUUAUGCGUCACUUACUGCUGGUAUGUAUUGGUGGCCAGGAGAAUUGGUACAUCCAAGACAUUUACAAACAACUCAAUGUCAUGUACAAUCUGAAAAUAAAGCUGUUACAAUUAAUUUUCAACCAACAACUAGCCCAACAUCACAUUCAUUUAACCAUAUACUUGGUUCAGUGCUUGUUCGAUUAUUUGGUUUAACUGGUCGCCUGUCUCAUCGACAUUCACGUCCUGUUUACUUAUGGACUACACGUGCUAGAUUAUUUCCAUAUGAAGAAGGUGAUGAUAAACGUGGAGCUCACAGUACUAGCUCUGAUGAUGAUGACUCUACGGAACCAGAAAGAGAAGGGGAUGUUGCUCAUAAAAAAUACCACACAAAACAGCGUGCCAAUCGUAACCGUCGUCAUAAUGACUGUGACGAUGAUGAUGGAGAAGAUGAAGAUCCUUUGUUGGAAUUAAAUUCAAGCAAUUUACUUAUUGAAGAAAGCAAUAAUAAUAGUAGUAAAGGUAUUAAUACAAGUUGUAAUGAAAAUAGUAAUCCAAUGGAAUCUCCCACUGGAUCAAUUUACAAGUCAUCCAGUCGUUUAUCUCGUAAUUUAUGCUUAAGACCUCGUGCAAAUAACUGUUUGAAUGAUGAAAAUUCUGUCAAUUCAACACCAAAUCCACGUACACCACCGUCUGUAGUUAGACGUAAAAAAUUUAUAUACAAUGCUGCAUUAAAGCAGGCUGCUCGUGGUUAUCUCAAAAGACAUGAAAAAUUCUCUGAACUUCUGGGUAGAACACGACGUCCAGAUUAUUAUAAACCAAUAAAGGUAAAUUGGCCACUUGGUUCCGUUCGAGUUUAUCGUCUUACAGAUUCAAGUGAAGCUCCUCGUUGUGAAUGUAAACCAAAUUCAGAAGACCCUUGUGGACCAUCUAGUAACUGUAUUAAUCGUGAAUUGCACUAUGAAUGUUUACCUAGUAUAUGCCCAAAUGGUGAUGCUUGUCGUAAUCAACGUUUUACAAAACGUCUUUAUCCUCCUCAACGACCUUUCUGGACUGGUGAUCAACGAGGUUGGGGAUUAAAGACUAUGAUAGCGAUUCGUGCCGGUGAAUUUGUCAAUGAAUAUAUUGGUGAUUUAAUUGAUGAAGAUGAAGCUAAUCGGCGUUUAAGAUUUGCUCAUGAAAAUAAUAUUACUAAUUAUUAUAUGAUGAAAUUAGACAGUCAACGUAUUAUUGAUGCUGGACCGAAAGGUAAUUUAAGCCGUUUUAUGAAUCAUUCAUGUGAUCCAAAUCUGAAUACACAAAAAUGGACUGUUAAUGGAGAUAAUAGAAUUGGUUUAUUUGCUGUCAGAGAUAUAUCUGCUGGUGAAGAGUUAACAUUCAACUAUAAUUUUGUUGCAUUGGGUCAAGAACGUUUGAAUUGUCGAUGUGGUGCGUCAAAUUGUGUUGGUUUUCUUGGUGCACGUUCAGAAUCAUCCAGUAAUAAUAAUGGUAGUGGACAAGUUGGCGGUAACUCAUCUUCUAAUUAUGGUGAAUCAAAUAAUCCAUCAAAUGCUUUAAUUAACACAGAUAUUAGCCGUGGAUCAUCUAAACGUCAUACCGUCCAAACAAAUUCACGCUCCAACGAUAUUGACAAGUGUCAUAUGAAAGACGGACGUGACAUAUGUUCUAGUAAAGUUUCUAAUCAUAAUCUAUCUACUACUUCACUGAUAAACAAUAACAAAAACGGUUCGACCAAUGUGAAUAGUCCCUUGAAUAUGAAUAGACGUCACGAAACUAAAUGUUUCCGGUCGGUAGUAUAUAUGGGGAUAUUUUUCUCGUUCUAAGUAAUAAUACUUCAUAUUUAAUUUUUUUUCAAACUUUUGUCCUGUUUGUGAAAUUCUGAUUUGGAUUCUUAGGAUAACUGAUUCUGUUUAAAGAAAUCCGAAACUACCCUGCUUAUUGUCUACGGGUCUCAACCGAUCUCUUGUAUAAAUCUUUAACGAGUAGUAACCGCUGUCAUAUUAUCUAGUGUUCGUUGAUUCCUUCCGAUCACCCAACACCAAACACACAAACUUAAUUAUUUGACUUAGUGGCCACAUUUCGGCUUUAUCAAUAGAAUUUUGUCAGCUAUAGGGACUAGUCAACGUGAUUAUACUUGACUUGAAUGCAUUAUGCAACCAUUAAAGCAAAAAAAUAAUGAUUUAACCUUGAAAGCUGUUACCUUCUUCUUUGUUUAAAACUAAAACACUGAUCACUGCGAUCCACUCAUCUUGGCACAAAUUAAAACCAUACAUAUUCCAAAAUAGCUGGAAUAACAAUUUACGAAGAAAAAAAUUCUAAUACCUUCACUCAUCCACUAGCGCUGAUUAGUUAAAAUCUAUCUAUCAGUAUUUUUGGUCUUGCAGUGAGCAUGCAAUUUUUUCAGUAAUUUAGGAAUAUUUUAGUCUCCAGAAGCAUCAUUUAGACUAAAUAUCAAUAUUCUAACAAUUGCAAUAAAGUUAGAAACUAUUAGGUGAGUGGAUCUCUGCUUCCCACUUUUAUGGUAGUAGUGAUUUCUCAUUUCAUAGAAAUUAUAUUUUAGUGAAUGGUCACUGUUUUUACGUAAAUCAUGAACAGCCUAGUUUUUUUUUAAAAAUUCAGUGUUUGAUAUAUAACUUGAAUGCUGUUUAUCUUUAAUCAAAACAUUUCGUAAACAGUCAUUUAUGAUUUACUAUUUCAUAUUUUGUUCAAAGUCAAAAUCCUUAACUUUACACAACUCAUUGGUAAACUUUCAUGAAAUAUUAUCAAUAUGUAUGGAUAUUAUUUCGUGAUUGAAAGUAAUUAUUAUUUCCAGGAAUACUUCAUUAAUAUCAAGAUAUUUGUUAUUCAUCUACCUAUUUGUCUAAUCGUUGACUAAAAAUUGUUUUCAAUACUAUUUCAUAGAUGUGGCGAAAAAGACGCUCCUAUUGGAAAGCGAUCACUAUCAUUAUUCAGUGAAACAUUCAGUCUAACGAAUUCUUCACAUAAUAAUACUACUAUUGUACCAUCAUCUUCAUUGUCAUCGAAUAAAUCUCUAAGUAAACGUGGACUAAAGCGUGAACUAGAAGAUUUAGUUGCAUCAGUAGUGAGUCAUUCACCAAGCAAAAGUCAACAUGGACUCAGUUCGCCUACAGUAAUCAGUCGAAACGAAACACAAUCAUCGAUUUUUGUAAGUACUACUAAUACUACCACCGAAGAUCAAACAUCGUACAAGUCAGCUGAUCUUAUUUUAUGCAGUAAACACGAUUGUUCUAAAGCUUAUCAUUUAUUCUGUCUGGAUUUAGAUACACCACCUCAAGGUCAGUGGUUUUGUCCCUGGCAUCAUUGUGAUGCAUGUGGUCGUCCUUCUCAUAUUUUCUGUUCCAUAUGUCCAUCUUCAUUUUGUCUGGCCCAUGUUGAAGGUAGUAUUGUUGUUCUGCCUCCAGUUCUGCCAAAACGCAAUCGUAAAUUAUCUAACAAUCGACCUGAAAAUAAUGUUGUUGACCGUAUAGAAAAUAAGAAACUCUACUCUCUUCUUGCUCGAAUCGUUUGUAUGUUUCACCAUGACCUGAUAAACAAUGUUCACGAUCGACCUGUAGUAAAGAAAAAGAAUCUUAAUCCACUAGUGUCAUCAACGUCGAGUAAAUCUGAUACGUGUGAGAAAAAUGUUUGUACUGAAAUACUACAAAAUCAUUUGGAUGGUAGUAAUAGUUACUCUUCAGGAUUGAUGAUGACAAGACGUCAAAGCCUUUUGCGUCAGUCAACAAUGUCCCAAGCUGAACAUUGCAAUGAUAUUAGUACGCCCAAUAACAACGAUAGUAAUAAUCCGACUAGUUCGUGUGGUUUAGAAACAAAACAAAAUGAUUGUCUUUCAAAUUGUGUAAGCACAACACCAAAUCGAACUAUUGAGACCAACUAGAGGUUGAUAGAUUAAUUUCAUUUUAAUGUCUUUUUGUAUAUGUAUAACUGUAUUACUUAUUUUUUUAAUCCAAACAAUAAAGCUUGUUGUUUAUAAUUUUCUGAUUCCGAAAGCAUAUUGUGACGGUAGAAAUUGAAAUCAGACUCAAUAUAAUUCAGUGAUGGCAACUUGUUUGUUUUAUUCUAGGAUUUAAU